CGACAAAGCCACUUUCAAUAGAUGCAGCCACAUAAAUGGUCGAUGGGCCAUUGCAACUCAACCCAACCACAUGCAUGUACCAUGGCACCCUUGUCCACAUGCACUCAUUCAGUUGUCUGGCGGCUUGUAGAACAUCUCGGCGUACUGUGUCCUGAAUGCGUGCAUGAUGAUGCCCCCCGCCACCCCCACAUUGAGCGAAUCCAUCAGCUCACUCAUCGGCAAGGCCACCCUGACACCACACACACACACACACACACACACACGCAUACACAGAGAGAGAGAGAGAGAUCUAUACGUGUGUGUGUGUCGGUACAACCCAUUUCUGGCCAGGGCGUCGCUUGCUCACUUGGCGCAAUUGUUGAGUAGCAACUCUGAGGGCCCCGCUGAUUCGUUGCCCAGAAUGACGCACACGCCCCUGUAAUGCGGGGGGACUGACAACAGACAACAACAACACCAACAAACACAUAUGAUCAGUGCAGUGCCCUCCCUUCAAGUGCGCCGCGCCCUGUGUGUGUGUUCAGGUUCCUUCCGCCUCCAUCCCAUCCACCCACUUGGUAUCUCUUGAGGCGGUCUUCCCUGAACGUGUGCGACGAGGGGCAGGAGCUGCUCCUGUCGGCAGACGUCCAACAGCUGCCCACUCGUACCUGCACAGCACACGUGAGUGACAUGAAUGACACGUGCGGUGGGAUGCGAUGCGAUGCGUGCGUCAUGUCAUGUCAUGUCAUGUAUGUGCAAACGUCGGUCGCAUCGCUCGCUCACCUUUCAUGUAGGGCAUCAGGAACGCAGUGGCCUGGCUGGACUCCUGUAAACAGCCACACAGAGACAGACAACAGACACAAACCGCACACACAUGUCACUAAUUGGGCAUCCCAUGCCCUUCCCUGUUUGCUCGACAACUCACAAGGACUCUGUUGUUGAAUGGGUCGGCGGUGCCGUCGACGAAGAAGAGCCCGUCGUAGCCAAGGGCAGCAGCGUUGGUCAGCAACAGACCCAGGUUGUGCACGUAACGAACACGGUCAAAUGCCACCAGAUACCUGCACACACACACGCACGCCGACACAUGCGCCGCAGAGUGCACACACAUGCCCGCACCGCAUCCCCUGCUCUCUGUGCCGGCCGACCGAGGGCUGUCGAACUGCUCCACAGGGAGCGGCAUGGUCAUCUCGCCCACACACGCGGUCUCCCGCUCGCUGUCGGUGCAGCAGAUCCACUCCAGCAGCGACCUCUCCACCACAUAGAUCAGCCGUGCGGCCCGCCGCGCCCUCAGCCGCUCAGCCAGACCCCUGUCGCUCGUCAGAACCAUCCUGAAGGGAAAUGGCAGGCCGAUCUGGCACACGCGGUCGCUCUCCGCCCCUGUCAACUGGCCUUCAUUCUCCCCCAGCCGGCCUUCCCUCUGGGCAAAGUAGAUCCGGUCGUCGUUGAUGGCUUCCGCGAGGCUGGUCACGAGCUGCUCGCCCUUGACGAUCAGCCUCCCACAUGUGUGUCGGUAGUUGGUCUUGCGCUUGAGGCGCAUGAGGUGCCUGACGAGGCGGCUCUUCUUGUGGAAGUGCUUGGUCAUGACUAUCGACGCGCCCAGCGACUCGCUGUCCGGCACUUUGCCGGUGUCAUCGAUGCGGAAGCGGCAGAGGUCCGCGCGGCGGUGCUUGAUGGCCGAGUGGGAUGGCAGCCAAUCCAGCGGCCGUGAUGCUGAUGAUGACAUUGAGAUAACGUCUGCGUCUGGAGCCUGUGAUGAUUGCGCCGGAUCGGCCUGUGCGGUGAAGAACCUCCGCCGAAUGGCGACGCAAUCGGCUGUUGCGGUGAUGGGGAUGCAGGGUGGAUGAAUAAGAGCAGCUCCUCGAAGCGGUUGAAGCCUCCCCAUCG
Molecule: messenger RNA, 1860 nt
Organism: Vitrella brassicaformis
Lineage: Eukaryota; Vitrellaceae
Source: the annotation of a GenBank genome assembly